CCCCGCCCAUGGAAAAAAAUCAAGUUCAUUCACAAAUUCACCGUCAGCUGCGUCCCAUUGUCCUUGCUGGCCAAUGGCGAAGCGGAUCGUUUACAUGCCGGCCUUUCGCACAGAUUGAUUAGGCAACGCCGUGUAAUUCAUGGGUUAAGUUUUGCGGGCGUGCUGGUUAGUGCGCUUACUACUACUACUGCUGCUGAUCGACCUUUCUUGCAAUGGAUUAAACUGAUGGUGCAUCUCACACCGAGUCGAUAACUGCACGUAUUUUUUUCCACGUUUUGUGAUAGGUGACAAGGCAGGUUCUGGACUGAUUUUGACGCCUCUGAAGUUUUUUUUUUACCCCAAUUACGGAGUCCGGACCCAAUUUAGCACGCAAGUUAUAUUAAUUGCGCGUCGCUUGCUCUUUGCGGGUUUUAAUUCUAGCACGCUAAUGGAGUAGCCGACACCCAUAACCGGCUGGUUUUUUAGCAGUUUUAGUAAGUUUGAGAGCUUUUGAUUCGAUACAUUUUUUAUCAUGUCAGAUCGGUCACAGAGUCCUAAUUCGGAUUGCUCAAAUCGGUCGUAUGAGCCCGGCAGGGCCAUGUACCCCCAGGUCUUGGGGCAGGAAGGGCUCGGUGGCGCCGCCCUACAGUUUUCUCAUGGUAUGCUGCAGGAUCCGAGCAUACUGUUCAACAAGGCGUCGUAUAAUGGGAUAACGCCACCGCAAGCAUUUUUCCCGUUUUCGGCAGUCGGGGGCGAAUACAGGCAUUCGGAGGUGCAGGCGGCCGACCUGGGACAACCCAGGCCUUGGUACCCCUUCGCCCCGCCGGAAUACACGGGCCAGGUAGCUGGAGCCACCGCUGCCACCCAGCCGGCAAACUUAAGUCCUCCGAUCGCCGAAACGAGGGAGCAGAUAAAGAUGCCCGAAAUAAAAACUGAGAAGGAGAUCGGGGAGUACGGGACCGAGACGAAGGUCCAGCCACAGUUUUAUCCUCCAUCCACAUCCAGCGUGCCCCCCGGCAUGUAUUAUUCCACUGCCUGGAACCCAUCUUUCUGGCCCGGCCUGACUCACAUCGCGGCUGCCAGUAACUCGGCUCCCGCAGCUGCACCCGCAUCAUCGUCGCCUUCCCUCUCGCCAUCGCCCACCGACACCAGCUAUGCCGGGGCUGGCUUUUACGGUGGGGGGUCUGCCCAAGCCCUGUCCACCCCUCCGCUGCCGAGCUCCAACGCGCGAAGCAGCGGUUCUUCCAGCGGCGGGUGCAGUGACUCCGAGGAAGAGGAGAACCUCUCCACGGAGGAGCUGGAGCAGUUUGCCAAGGAGCUGAAGCACAAGCGCAUCACACUGGGCUUCACCCAGGCGGACGUGGGUCUUGCCCUUGGGAACCUCUACGGGAAGAUGUUCAGCCAAACCACAAUCUGUCGCUUCGAGGCCUUGCAACUGAGCUUCAAGAACAUGUGCAAACUCAAACCUCUGCUGCAGAGGUGGCUAAACGAGGCGGAGACAUCGGACAACCCCCAGGACAUGUACAAAAUUGAGCGUGUGUUCGUGGACACUAGGAAGAGGAAGAGGCGGACCAGCCUGGAGGGUACAGUGCGCAGUGCCCUCGAGUCCUACUUCAUCAAGUGUCCCAAGCCCAACACACAGGAGAUCACGCACAUCUCUGAUGAUCUGGGUCUGGAGAGAGACGUGGUGCGUGUCUGGUUCUGCAAUCGCCGGCAGAAGGGGAAGCGACUGGCAUUGCCCUUCGAUGACGAGUGUGCUGAAGGCCAGUACUUCGAGCAGAGCAUGCAGGUGCCCCACAUGGGGGGCACGGCCCUCCCCGGCCAGGGUUACCCCGGCCAGGGUUACCCCGGACCAACCUAUCCUGGUGCCCCUGCCCUUUACAUGCCCCCCCUUCACAGACCAGAGGUUUUUAAACAGGCUUUGCACCCUGGACUGGUGAGUCAUCUAACCAGUUAAGCUCCACCCCCGACUCACACUCCACAUGUAAGGAGGACUCUCCUGUUGUUCCGCUUCCUGCUUGUGGGUCUGGCUGCUUGGACACGAGAGCCCAUCCAUCACCUGAGGACCCUGGAUAAACCGUUUUAAUUCUGAUUGGACAGGAUAUAAAGCUCGACUUCUGGUCUGACUAAAGCUGUAUGGACUGACCUGCAGUUCACACCCCCUCCCCCUUUGCACAUUAGCUAGUGGGUUUUCUCAGAAGUGAGCUGCUGAUUAAGUGAACUUUUAUUUCCUGGCAGGCCAUACUGUGUUCUCAUCUGCUUUCUACUUUUGGGGAGGGGGGGGGGGGGGGGGCAACUUGCAAUAUUUAAACAAUGAUGGGUCAGGGUACUUGCUUGAAAUUUAGACCUGUACUCCUGGUAAAUGCCAUUCGAGUACUUUAAUUUCAUUAAAGUUGUGUAUAUAUUUUCCCCAUUUAUGAACUCCUGUACGGUUAGCAUUGGUAUAUGUAUAUGCUAAGUCUGAUGGCGAUUUACCUACUUGGUGUCAGUUGUCUUUUGACUAAAUCUGUGUGGCCAAAUUUCCUCACAGGAGCUUGGCAGUAUGUCGUCCACCUGAUCCUUUCGGUAGCCAUAGUCUCUCUACCUCAGCGAGCUUUGCUCAGCUAUUCUAAACCCUCAAACACUGUGCCUUUUUUACCUUCUGUGUUUCCGGUCUGGAGAUACACGUUGAAUUUAGCCCUUGGUUUGUGACCUAAACCCCUUUUUUUUUUUUAAUUUUUUUUUUA
Molecule: messenger RNA, 2705 nt
Organism: Brienomyrus brachyistius
Lineage: Eukaryota; Metazoa; Chordata; Actinopteri; Osteoglossiformes; Mormyridae
Gene: pou5f3
Product: POU domain, class 5, transcription factor 3
Exons: 5
Coding region: 512-1936 (474 amino acids)
Biological process (GO): regulation of transcription by RNA polymerase II
Molecular function (GO): RNA polymerase II cis-regulatory region sequence-specific DNA binding; DNA-binding transcription factor activity, RNA polymerase II-specific
Source: RefSeq, a predicted model, not a curated record